GAGGGGGACGUGUUAUAACAACCCACGACACAGCCAGGACGAGGUCAUUCAUCAACAACUUCGACACUCUCUCUUCAUCUCCCAUCGAUCGCCUCUUCUCUCUCCUCUCUAUUCUACUCGACUCGACUCUACAUAUUACAAGCUACGAACUACCAUCUACCGUCCUCUACGUGACCUCGACCUCCUUCAAACGACACCUCUACACAUCAAACCUACACACGAAAAAGCAAGAAAAACAACUCUUUUCAAGAUGUUCAUGCCUACCCUUGCCACCCUCGCCGCCUUCACCCCCCUCUUGACCCGGGUCAACGGACAGGUCACCGCGACCGGUCCUAACGGUCCUACCAACCCGUCCGCUCCUUCUUUCGCCCAGGUCGGAAGCAAGGUCGACCAGACGAGCAUGAGCAGGUUGAUCAGUCUUAACAGCGUCAACGACUUCUGCGUCUUCGGUCCUCCUACCAACGACAACGAGCCCAUCGGGAACAUCGAGGAAAAGGUCGUCGCCUACUGUUCGCAGCCCAGGAACGGGGCCAGGAUCAUCCCUGACGGAGCCUUGAAGUCUGCUCACUACGUCAAGACCCCCCUGUACGUCCAGAUCUCGGGAACUUGGGAUGGUACCGCCGUCGACAUUGCCGCCGGUGACUACGGUGGCGAGUUGGACCCUCACGGUGCUACCGGCGAGGGUAACCCCGUCGGAGGAAACGUCACGUCCAACGUCAGCGGUUCCGACGUCUUUUACGAAGAGUGGAUGAUGUACGUCUCUUCGGACGCGUUCUGUCUGAGGAUCUGUACCGCCGACGACCCCAAGAACAACAUUACCGCUGCUUUGCAGUGUGAGCACGAGCUCGACGUGAUGGGUUGCAACUUCGUCAUGGCCAUCCCUUACAACCUCCCCGAGACUUUCGACGAGUGCGAGGGUGAUGCCGCCGCUCCUCCCGGUCUUUACCCCCAGCCUGACGGAUCGACCUCGACCUUCCGUCAACGAUACACCGGAACCUGGACCCAAGACGCUACCACCACCGGAAUCUUCACCGUCGGAAGGACCGUCACCCCCGAGGCUCCUUUCACCUACCCCGCCACUUCGUCCUGUACCACUUACUCGAGCGUUUCCAACGGGAUCAACACCGCCAACUAUGCCGUCAACACCAUCAUCUCUGAGGGUGUCAUUAUCGGAUCGUCCAACCCCAACCCUUCGGCCGCGACCGGUUCUGGAUCGUUGGCCAUGUCCGGUUCGUCCGCCAUGACCACCGGUGCCUCGUCCGCCGCCACCUCGGGUGCUUCCGCUUCGGGCUCGAUGUCCCGAUCGGGUGCCAUGAUGACCACCGCCAGGACCACCGGUGCCACUAGGGAGACGAGCGCUGGUGCCGCCUCUGCUUCGACCUCGGGUGGAAGCUCGGCCGCCAUCAGGGGAAGCUCGAUCGAUGGCAACGUCUUGGCCGUCGCUGGAAUGACCGUCGCCGGUGCCAUCGCCGGAAUGGCCUUGUUGCUUUAAGCUCCCAAGCUUUGAUGCAAUAAUGCCUGGACCUGGGACUUUACCACGACGACUACGACUACUACGAUUGUUUCUUCCCUAUUUUGGACUCGGACACGAUAGAUACGAGAUGGACGCUGUUCUUUCUUUUUCACACGAUUCUUUCUCGUACUUUAUCAUCUUUUCACUCUCAUCAAGCAUCACAAACAUCACUGCGAUCAUCUGCGAUGAGACAGCUGCUAGGACUACGAUUCGUUAUCAGUAUGACCUCGUUCCGGUCUUGGUCUUGUAGCCGAUGACGGAUCACGAUCAAUCGUAUCGAUCGGAACGGUU
This is a messenger RNA of Filobasidium floriforme, 1804 nucleotides long. Its product is annotated as putative glycoprotein. The record is from RefSeq and is a predicted model, not a curated record. Bases 251 to 1492 code for a protein of 413 amino acids. Lineage: Eukaryota; Fungi; Basidiomycota; Tremellomycetes; Filobasidiales; Filobasidiaceae. The transcript is spliced from 5 exons.